Molecule: messenger RNA, 270 nt
Organism: Paramuricea clavata
Lineage: Eukaryota; Metazoa; Cnidaria; Anthozoa; Malacalcyonacea; Plexauridae
Source: the annotation of a GenBank genome assembly
AUGGAGGAUUUUUCAGCUUCUGGAAUGGGCAACUAUCGGCGUUAUUUGAACCCUUCUUUGGACGAAUUUGAUGUAAAUUUGAUGAUGGAAAAGGCAACUGCCAUUAGCAUGAAUGAACUAAGGGAAACAAAUGGUAGGAGCGGUGGCAAUAAGGAUUCUUUUGUCGUGGAAAUUCCGGGAAGCGGUGACGGACGAGGAGUUCAAAUGUUUAGACAACGAGCACAAGUUGAUACUGGAGGCAUGUUUUCAAAAAAAUUAAGAUAUGACUAG